Lutzomyia longipalpis is the source of this 1413-nucleotide messenger RNA. Its product is annotated as L-dopachrome tautomerase yellow-f2-like. The record is from RefSeq and is a predicted model, not a curated record. Bases 1 to 1413 code for a protein of 470 amino acids. The transcript is spliced from 3 exons. Lineage: Eukaryota; Metazoa; Arthropoda; Insecta; Diptera; Psychodidae. Gene Ontology annotation, cellular component: extracellular region.
AUGGGGGGGAGUGCAGGGUGCGCAGAUGACAAUGCUGUAGUUUUCCAAUGGAAUCAAGUUGAAUAUGAGAAUCUUCCACAACCAGCUGAUUCUCUGGUUGGACCCUAUCAGUACUUUAUUCCUGAGAAUAAUGAUAUUGUCGGAUUGGGAUAUCAUCCAGCUAGUGGAUUAAUGUUUGCUGUCUUAGAUCGUUUAAGGCCAGGGAUUCCUGCAUCAAUAGCUGCCUUCUGUAUUAAUGGACUGAAGAUUGGAUCAAGUCCUAAAUUCUGGGCUUUCCCUAACUUUGAAAUUCAAGCCCUGAGGGCGGAAGAUUUUGAGGGGAAAAGUCGACAAGUUGAAGAGAUUUUGCAAUUGAAUGACUCCUCAACAAAUCAAGGACCUAUCAAUUAUAUUUGGCCACAGCCAAUUCGUCCUAUCUAUGCAACACCUCCAAAGCCCCCAACACCCAUAACUCCAAUCCCCGUGGACAAUUCGAGUGAUUUUAGAAUAAUAUCCACGUUUGAAGUAGUUGUGGAUGAAAAAUGUAAUCGAGCAUUAUUUGUGGAUGCCGGAAUGGUGGAAUAUUAUAAUGUUUCAUUCGUCAUCCAGAAGCCAGCUCUCGUGAUUUAUGAUCUUCCAUUUGAUGGAUGUGAAAACAGAACUUUCCAAGCAAUUCGUCGAGUUGAAUUUCCCAAUAAUUUAGCAACAAUGAAUCCUUUUACAAACUUCCACAUGACUUUGGAUUAUCAAUCAAGCGAUUGUGAUGAUCUCUACAUCUACAUUGCAAACUUUUGCGGGCAUUUCCUCGUAGUUUAUGAUUAUAAAACUAAUGAAUUUUGGUACUAUACGGGUCAUCCGUCUUUUCAACCAAUUGCAGCUGAAUCCUACAUUGUCUACGAUGAGACACUUGAUUUUAUUUUACAAGCUGGAAUUUAUUCCGUAGCUUUGAGCUUUCCGGAUAGGUAUGGGAAUCGUAUAGCGUACUACAUAGCUGGGGCAAGUACAGCCCAAUAUGCCGUAUCAACGAAAGUUCUGAAGAAUCGUACAAAAUCCCCGAGAAAUUAUCAUCCAAAUGACUUUAGGAUCUACGGGUAUCGAGGAUCCAACACACAAACUUCAAGGAUGGUCUUUGACUAUACAAAUCGCGUGAUAUUCUACGCUGAACUUCAAUCGAGGAGAGUUAGUUGCUGGAACGUGAAUAAACCCCUCAAUCCUGACAAUAUUGGGGUUGUUUUUGAAACUGAUCAACCCUUCUUCCCGCUCUCGAUGUUCAUUGAUUCACGUGGAUACCUCUGGUUUAGCACCGGAAGAUUACCUUACAUGUACUUCACUAAUAAUCCAAUUGAUUUGAGCAAGACGAAUUUCUAUUUCUUCCGGAUCAAAAUUAGGGAUGUUAUUAAUGGGACUGUGUGUGAAAAUACUAACCAAUUGUAA